Molecule: messenger RNA, 659 nt
Organism: Lotus japonicus
Lineage: Eukaryota; Viridiplantae; Streptophyta; Magnoliopsida; Fabales; Fabaceae
Product: elongator complex protein 4-like
Exons: 5
Coding region: 1-591 (196 amino acids)
Biological process (GO): tRNA wobble uridine modification
Cellular component (GO): elongator holoenzyme complex; cytoplasm; transcription elongation factor complex
Source: RefSeq, a predicted model, not a curated record
AUGGAUCACAUCUGCAGAAAUGAAGGCGGCACUUCCUCUGCUGGUCGUAUUGCAAUUCAAUCAUUCUGUUCUCCACAGUGUAAAUAUGCAAACAAUGAAUUAUAUCUGAUGGAAGAUCCUCCAUGUGAUCCUUCUUGCAUCUCAGCUGUUGAUAACUCUUGGUUAUUGCAGGAGUGGCAUAUUCUUUCCUUUAUUAGGUCACUAAGAGGCAUGGCCCGUUCUUCAAAUGUUGUUGUUGUUGUAACAUUUCCACCUUCACUUCUAUCUCCAUCUUGUUCAAAAAGAUUGCAGCAUAUGGCGGACACCUUGCUAUCUGUCAAAGCAAUUCCAGAUGAGGACAAGGAACUGGCGAAACUCCUCACUGGUUACCAAGACAUGGUUGGGUUUUUAAAUGUGCAUAAAGUUGCACGGUUAAAUACACAGGUUCCUGUGAUUCUUGAGGCCACAACAUUCUCAAUAAAGUUACAGAGACGGAGGUUUUUGGUUUUAGAUUGUCUAAACCAAGCCCCGGUUGAAGGUUCAAGCGGGAGUUCGUAUGGCACAUCGGGUGGCUGUUCUGGGUCAACUAAAGCUGGGUCACUUGAUUUUUAGAUUAUACCUUGUUUAUCACUUAAAAUUGCACCACCAUAUAAACCCAGCAAUAGUCUUAGCUCGUGAAA